CUUUGAUUCGGGAUCCCGGGCUCCGUUAACAUAGAGCCUCAAUUUCCCAGACUACAUCGCUUCUUGUACAUCCGCCAUAUUGCCUUCGCCUAAACGCGCUGGCUGGUUUGGCUCGUACCCACAACUGAAAAUUGUUGCAGUGAUGACUCAGACAGUUCAGACCAACGGGGUUCAACCCCUCAGUAAGACCUGGGAGCUGAGUCUGUAUGAGCUACAGAGAACUCCACAGGCACAGGAGGCUAUAACAGAUGGACUGGAAAUAGCAGUGUCGCCCAGGUCCUUGCACAGCGAACUUAUGUGUCCCAUCUGUCUGGACAUGUUGAAGAACACAAUGACAACCAAAGAAUGUCUGCACCGCUUCUGCGCUGAUUGUAUCAUCACAGCUUUAAGAUCUGGUAAUAAAGAGUGUCCUACCUGUCGUAAGAAGCUGGUGUCCAAGAGGUCGCUGCGUCCAGACCCCAAUUUUGAUGCUCUGAUAAGCAAGAUUUAUCCCAGCCGUGACGAGUACGAAGCCCACCAAGAGAGAGUGCUGGCUCGCAUUAGCAAACACAACAACCAGCAAGCACUGUCCCACAGCAUAGAGGAGGGGCUGAAGAUACAGGCUAUGACCAGACUGCAGCGUGGUAAGAGACACACAGUGGAGAAUGGUAGCGGAGCUGAGGACAAUGGUGACUCCUCCCAUUGUAGCAACGCCUCUGUUCACAGCAACCAGAAAUGUCUUUCCCAGGAGGCAGGUCCGAGUAUUAAGCGCACCAAGACGAGUGAUGACAGUGGUUUGGACAUGGAUAACGCUGCUGAGAACGGGGGCGGGGACUCUGUGAUCGACGGUGGAGCCAGCGAGAUAGAACUGGUGUUCAGGCCACAUCCCACCCUGAUGGAGAAGGAUGACGGUCACAACAGUGUGGAGUUUGUCCCUCGCUACAUAAAGACGUCCGGUAACGCUACAGUGGAUCACCUGUCUAAAUACCUGGCCGUCAGACUGGCUCUGGAGGAGCUGAGAAGAAACGCAGAAGCCAGUCCUGUUAAUGUGGAGGCAGCUUCAGAAAAACAGUACACCAUCUACAUACCUACUGCUGGAAACCAGUUCACUGUUCUGAAUGGGUCCUUCUCCCUGGAGCUGGUUAGCGAAAAGUACUGGAAGGUGAACAAACCCAUGGAGCUCUACUUUGCGCCAACUAAAGAACACAAGUAGACUCCCACACAUAAAAACACACACGUACAUAUACACACAUACACCUACACACUCAGCAGUAGGAAGAAAACACAUGGACUUGGCUACACCUGCGCAAACAGAAGCAAGAGGAGAGGAGUGUGUGUCUGAAGGAGAUGAGAGGGUGGUGAAACCCUCAAAAGGACUCUUGUAAAAAGAAAACAACUUUGUUUUAUAUUCUCUGUAUCUUUCUGUGUCUCUUUCUAUCUUUCUCUCUGUAGAAGGUAGCAGAUCAGUACAGCAGCCAGCAGGUCAUUGAAGUGAUAAUAGGCUGUUCUCUGAAAACCAGGGUCCAGUCAGUCUGAAUCAGUAAAACAUUGCAUUAUACUGUCUUUGUCUUUAUGCCAUGUGAUUUUGGUCUGUACCAGACAACAGUUGAGUGUGAGAGAAACGUUGUGAAAAAUUUGGACGUCAAUCCCAAACUGCUCCCAGGUUCUACCACGACCACCUGCGUCAGUAUCUGAAGUUUAGGACCAUAUUGUCAAAAUGUGUCUACAGCUCAGAAACAGCAUAAUAUGAUAGAGUACAUUAGACAUACGCCACACAGUUUCUUCUCAACUGUACUACAUUUAAGAUGAAUCCGACAUGUAUGGAAGCAAAGAAAGUCCAUAUCAAUGACAACUUUAACUGAACAGCUCAUUGUGAAAUGUAAUCACUCCUGAAUAUUAUGUUGACUUUAAAAUAUCAGUGAAUCUGUAACAUUGAAAUAUUUAACAUAAAAAGCUAUCUGCAUGUACGUGGGGUGGAAUCCCCUCUGUGAAAUGCUCGCAUCAUUUAAGGUUUUGCAAUUUAAAACACUAAUAAUUUUGAGUCUGGGGUUUCUAGUCGCUCAUCUGAACUCGUCUUACUUGGAUCACAUGACAUCCAGUGAUUAUCCUUGGUAGCCUCAAUGUUUAAGUUAAACAUUUUAUUGUAAAUUGUAAAAUAUUUAAAUGUUCAACAUUAAUAGUGAUUAGAUUUCAUAAUUGGGUUACAGUGGCUUAUUAAAAGAUUCCAACCUUUUCUUUGCUUCCAUAGACGAUCCUCUACAUCUGAAGCAGAAAUGCAGCCAAGAUAUUAUUCGACCCAUGUGGCCCAGUGUGACAUGCUGGGCCUUUGAGAAAGCACCUGUUUAAGCAUAUGUUGAACACUACUGGGUGAAAUGUGCGUUCACACUGAGGGACAGCCUUGACCAGCAGUGGGCAGUGCAAGCACAUCAAAUCUGAUUUAUAUAGUGACAUGAAGCUACAGAGAUUGCCUCGGGCAAAUCUUUUUUUUUUUUCAGGGUGGUUUUCUGAUAAUGUUGUAGGUGUUCUCUAAACAGUUUUUCCCUGUUUUCUUUUAAAUAAAACUAGAAGAUGGUUAAGGUUUGAAUGGCUUCAAUGUUUUUGUCAGGGAAGGCUGAAUCCCUGUACCAGGGAACAAGGGAGGGAGAGUACCAGAGGAAUGGAGCUCUGGUCGCCAGUGUGAACACCAUAACAAUCGAGCUGCCCCAUCAGCAGGGCUCGUCUUGCUUUGGUUAGUAUAAUAUGGCGCUGGUAAAGUGCUCAACACAAUAACUCGUCUCAGACUCGUAGCUGUUGUCUUGAUCUGUUGCCUGUAGAAACAAACUGUCCUCUAAUAUCUGUGGCUUGUUCUUUUAUAAAUGUAUUUUGUAACAUGGA
Molecule: messenger RNA, 2853 nt
Organism: Cottoperca gobio
Lineage: Eukaryota; Metazoa; Chordata; Actinopteri; Perciformes; Bovichtidae
Gene: rnf2
Product: ring finger protein 2
Exons: 9
Coding region: 143-1192 (349 amino acids)
Cellular component (GO): PcG protein complex; ubiquitin ligase complex
Molecular function (GO): ubiquitin protein ligase activity; chromatin binding
Source: RefSeq, a predicted model, not a curated record